Messenger RNA from Capronia epimyces CBS 606.96, 1110 nucleotides. RefSeq lists its product as uncharacterized. The coding region runs from base 1 to 1110 and encodes 369 amino acids. The record is from RefSeq and is a predicted model, not a curated record. Lineage: Eukaryota; Fungi; Ascomycota; Eurotiomycetes; Chaetothyriales; Herpotrichiellaceae. The transcript has a single exon.
AUGAUUCAAAAGAAAUCAACCAAAAUAGUUUGGCCAUACACACCUGAACCUUCGCCCCAUCUGGCACCCUCCGUCUACUCGUUGGAAGAGGUUCCGGAAGACUGUCAAAUGCCUGGCGGCGAAGUUCCCCGGGCUCGGCCCAUCAGUAUGGGGGUUCGGAGAGAGGGUAUCAUAUCCCCCGCGAGACCGACGCUGGAGGAUGUCCUUGCGAACAAAGCACCAUCACCUUACACACUCGCUGCCUUCACCGCUUUUCUUUCACAACAGCAUUGCUUAGAAACCCUCGAAUUCACCACAGAAGCCAAAAAGUAUGCCGACAAGUACGAUGAAGCAUCAGCCAGCCUCGCAGGGAUGCCGAUCACUGUGGACACGCAGGAGGGUUGGGAGCUGAUUCAGGAUUGGACUCGCAUCCUCGAUGUUUACGUCAAGCCUGGGGCCCCACGAGAAAUCAAUCUACCGGCGGAGGAGCGAGACGACCUGGUCCAUCAACCGUACGAGGUGAGACCACCACAACCCGAAGCACUGGAUGCCGCUGUGAAGCGCAUGCAUGACUUGAUGUCCGAGUCCAUUUUUAUUCCCUUCUGCAACAGCCUCCAACAAUUACCCUACGCCCAAACAUACGACACUUUGUCGGAUUAUGCCAAUCUCGCUGAUCUGGAUCCGCCACGGUUGACCUACGACGAGCGAGGCAUGCACCGAGCUCGACGACGACGGUCGCCACCGAAUACCUCGGCCGUCUCGUUUGAGUCUUCCCGAAUACCUACAUCACAACACCGACCAACCCCGUCCUCGUCAUUAUCCUCGGCGUUGGGCCGCCAGAGUGGGACACGAUUAACCCACCGCAUCUCCCCCUCGUCGGCGGUGUCGGAAAGUGCGUUGACUGACAGUAGUGGCGGACCAGAGAGCCCUCCAGCUGGGGAAUUUGAUUCUGUCAUGACUCCUCCAACAACACCUCCCACCAGCGACGCUGGAAUGGGCGUUCCGAGCCAGGUCAGUGGAGUGGCUUCGCUCCACGCGGCCAAAACCCAUCGAAGCGAAAGUGGUGGGUGGAAGAAGGCUAUGAAACUAUUUGGAGGAAGCAAGAAGAAGACAGGGAGUUUCGACGGAUAA